This is a messenger RNA of Mytilus trossulus (common blue mussel), 462 nucleotides long. RefSeq lists its product as uncharacterized. Bases 157 to 462 code for a protein of 101 amino acids. The transcript is spliced from 2 exons. The record is from RefSeq and is a predicted model, not a curated record. NCBI's taxonomy places the organism in Eukaryota, Metazoa, Mollusca, Bivalvia, Mytilida, Mytilidae.
UAUCGAUACCAUCAGAUGCUGAAUAUAAGACAUAUACUUAUGGAAUAGCACACAGUUUUUUAAUAAUAACAUUGUAAACACACGCUACUUGGGGUUUUCCAACUGGAUUGUUGACAACAUAUAACAACAAAUGUUGGCAGAGAACGUUUACGUAACAUGAGCGAGAAAAAUCAAGACAAAUGUCCAGCAGAGAGUGCUCCACCACCAUAUGAUUAUACAGUACCACAAGGUCAACAAUAUGAACAGUUACUGUAUCCUCAGGGGUAUAGUAAAACCAAUGAGUAUGCACAGAUUCACCCUCCACAAGGAUGCAGUCAUGGAACUGGGUACCAACCCCUUGUCCAAGGCUUUGAACAGCAGGGUUAUCCUGAAACACAAUAUUAUGGACAACAACCGAUGUAUGGAGGUCAAGGGCAAAAUGUUGUAAGUUUUAAAAAAAUCAUGAAAAGUAAACAAGACUAA